This is a messenger RNA of Strongylus vulgaris, 651 nucleotides long. The record is from the annotation of a GenBank genome assembly. NCBI's taxonomy places the organism in Eukaryota, Metazoa, Nematoda, Chromadorea, Rhabditida, Strongylidae.
AUGUUUGUUGUGCAAUUACAAGAAUAUCUUGCUGAACACCCACCAACGCCCACGCCUGCAGAGGAAGCUGCAACUAAAAGAAGAGGUGGAGUUCGUCUCAAGAGACCUUUGGAAGAUGAGAGCCCUUUGAAACAGAGACCGUCAAAAGCAAUUUCCGAAUUUUCUUCUCUGUUCGACACUCCAGAAAAAGGAAAAUGCGCUGUUUGGGGUGAGCUUAGCCCUCAGAAGGCGCUGAAGUCUCCAGCUACGUCAGGCACGCCUAUACGCUCACCGAGAAAGCCACUUAUCCACAAGGAGGUUUUGCUUAAAAAUGUCGAAUGCCUUCUGUUACCUACCCCAGAAAAAAGAUCAAGAGUGGAAGAGUUAAAGCCAUUUGAGCCAGAGGAAGGGCCUUCAAAGAAGAAUUUGGCUGGCGUAGCAAAGAAGGAUGUAGCAGCGGCUUUUGAUCCAGUAUCUGGAAAGGUGAUAAAAAGAGCAUUCAAAAGAUCCGCCCCGAGCGCGGGCCUAAAGAAGAAGAAGGUAGAAGGAAACUUUGUACGAAUCAAUAUGAAGAAGAAAUCCUACUCGAGAGGUAAAGUGUCAGCUGAGCAGAAGCGAAAAAUGCGUCGAAAGCAGAAUUGGAAGAAACGAUUUGGUGGUGGACGUGCGUAG